AAUCCAUUCAAUAAAACGCAAGGCGAGUGGCCACAAAUAAACUAAUGAGCAGUUAGCCGCCUCAGAGCCGGGGAUGGGUUGGGCAAUCGCUCUCCAUGGCGGAGCCGGCGACAUCCCGUUCUCGCUCCCUGAGGAGCGUCGGGCUCCGCGUGAGGCCACCCUCCGUCACUGCCUCGACCUCGGCGUCGCCGCCCUCAGAGCCAACCGACCACCCCUGGACGUCGUUGAGCUUGUGGUUCGCGAGCUAGAAAAUAGCCCAUGCUACAAUGCUGGAAAAGGUUCUGUAUUGACUACUGCUGGGACGGUAGAAAUGGAAGCGUGCAUUAUGGAUGGUAACACAAACAAUUGUGGGGCUGUGUCAGGUCUUUCGACUGUUGUUAAUGCUAUAUCUCUGGCACGACUUGUCAUGGAGAAAACCCCACAUAUUUAUUUGGCAUUUGAUGGUGCUGAGGCAUUUGCAAGAGAACAGGGUGUAGAAAUUAUGGAUCCAAGCCACUUCAUAACUCCAGAAAACAUUGAAAGGCUGAAGAAUGCAAAAGAAGCUAACAGAGUCCAGAUUGAUUAUACCCAGCCCAUCAAGGCAAAUUCAACAAAUGACCAAGGUGACAGCCAAAUUGGGACUGUAGGAUGUGUCGCAGUCGACAACCAUGGAAACUUAGCUUCAGCAACAUCAACUGGGGGGUUAGUUAACAAGAUGGUUGGCAGAAUAGGUGAUACACCCAUCAUUGGCUCAGGAACUUACGCCAAUUCAUUCUGCGCCGUCUCUGCUACUGGCAAAGGUGAAUCCAUAAUCCGUGCCACGGUCGCGCGUGAUGUUGCUGCGUUGAUGGAGUACAAGGGGCUUUCUCUGAAAGAAGCAGCAGCUUACGUCGUCGAAAAAGUUCCUAAAGGCAAUGUCGGCCUUGUUGCAGUAUCUGCCAAUGGAGAGGUGACUAUGCCUUUUAACACAACAGGAAUGUUCAGAGCCUGUGCUACAGAAGAGGGUUACUCAGAAAUUGCGAUAUGGCCUGUGGAUAGCAAUGGCAUCUCGGAAGAUUCUCAGAAAUAAGGCAACAUUUGCUGUGUGGUAUGAAAUCCUACUCUGUUAUUUGUGAUCAUUGCAUUUCUUAUCAUAUUGUCAUCUCCAACUCUAAAUUAUGUUUUGAAGUAUUGAUCAUUCUGCUUAGGACUUAUGAGCUAGAUGAACAAUUCGAAUUAAAUUGAAAGUUUCCAA
Zingiber officinale is the source of this 1213-nucleotide messenger RNA. Its product is annotated as isoaspartyl peptidase/L-asparaginase 1-like. Bases 74 to 1048 code for a protein of 324 amino acids. Gene Ontology annotation, molecular function: hydrolase activity. The transcript has 4 exons. Lineage: Eukaryota; Viridiplantae; Streptophyta; Magnoliopsida; Zingiberales; Zingiberaceae. The record is from RefSeq and is a predicted model, not a curated record.